This is a messenger RNA of Canariomyces notabilis, 2007 nucleotides long. RefSeq lists its product as uncharacterized. The record is from RefSeq and is a predicted model, not a curated record. Gene Ontology annotation, molecular function: 1-alkyl-2-acetylglycerophosphocholine esterase activity. The transcript has 2 exons. NCBI's taxonomy places the organism in Eukaryota, Fungi, Ascomycota, Sordariomycetes, Sordariales, Chaetomiaceae. Bases 143 to 1942 code for a protein of 599 amino acids.
GCAACCGCUUAUUACCUUAAGGUACACAUAAACUCCCGCUUCACCUAACCACCCACGACAGUUCUAGACCAUCGCCGAACCUAACCUGGCGUAUAUUCUUUCCAUAGAAGUGUCGUUGGUUUUUAUUAUUUCAAUUUCAAGAAUGUCGCCAUCUUCAUCUUCCAAAACCCUCCGCGACCGCCUCCAACACGCCCUCCCCCCUUACACAGGUUCUUACAGCGUCGGCUUUCUCGAGCUGGAGCUGCCGGUCCGCGAGCCUCGGCAUUUCUCUCAUAUCAAGCGGAAUAACCAGUACGCCCUCAGACUAGACACGGUGCUUUUCGCCGUGUACUACCCCUGCGAUCGCGACCCUGUUCGGCAUCAUGACCAUCCGCGAAGCUGGAGGACAGGAAGGAGUUCACACUCCCGUCCGCUUUGGCUCCCUCGCCCGCGCGUCUCAACCUGCAAGGGUUUCGCCCGCUUCUCCAACGUGCCCCAUUGGCCCGUGACAACCUACCUUGCGCUGACAAGCAUGUUCACCAAGCUGCCGGCGCACCGCAACGCCUGGUUAUCCUCCCAGUGGCCUACCGUUGAGCAGGAAGACGACGCCACACUUGUGGACAGCCAAGAAGAAGGCGAGCUAGGAGAAGGUGACGGGGGCGAUAAGCACAAGCCAAGUUUCCCCGUUGUCAUCUUCAGCCACGGCUUGGGCGGAUCGCGUACAAUGUACAGCUCCAUCUGCGGGGAACUCGCCAGCUUCGGGAUCGUGGUAGUCGCCAUGGAGCACCGCGACGGGAGCGGAGCAAGGACCUACGUCAACUGCAGCGACAACAACAAGGGCAACACGACGGGGCCGGUGCAAUGGGAAAAGUCAGAGAGUCAGGAUUCGUUGCGAACCGCAGAACCGCCGGGAAAGGAGCAAAAGCCAAUCACAAAGCACAAAAGAGAAGACUCGAGCCCAUACUAUAGGGUUGACUACCUGUUCCCCAAAGACAAUGCGAGAGACACACGGCCGAACAAUGCCCGUGGUGUCGACACGGAAUUGCGGGCGGCGCAAAUCGAGAUGAGGCUAGCCGAAAUCGAGGAGGCGUUUUACAUCCUGGACUUGAUAAACUGCGGAAAGGGAGACCAAGUGCACAUCCAGAAUCUUCGCCAGGGUAGCAACGUGGGUUCCUGUUCGAUGGGCCUCAACGGCGUCGACUGGCGAGAUUGGUCAGAACGGCUCGACCUAGCAAGCGUCACCAUAAUGGGCCAUUCCUUUGGCGCAGCGACCGCAGUAGCGGCUCUCAGGUCCGAGAAAAGAUUUACCUGGAUCACCCAGGGCAUUCUGCUUGACGCGUGGGGCCCCGCAACCCCGGAACGUACCGAGAAAGAAGCGGUACGGAAGCCGGUAUUGUCCAUCGGAAGCGAGGCGUUUAUGCACUGGACGGAAAAUUUCGACCGGGUCGAGCAAAUAUGCCAGGAGGCACGGGCGGCAGGAGCGCUUUGCUGGAUGACGACGAUCAGAGGAUCGACACACUUGUCGCAAACCGACUUGGCUGUGCUUUAUCCAAAUUGGAUGUCGUUGCUUAUGAAGACAAUCGUGAAUCCUAAGCGCGCCAUAUCCCUGACAGUGCAUUCGGCACUUGAGUUCCUGAAAGUCGUUCUGCCGAGGCAGCAGACCCGGUUUACCAGGGCGUGGGCCGACGAGCAGCUGCUGACCAACGCCGACUCCGAAACCAAGGUUUUGUCUGAUCACCGACCUGACGACAAACGGGUCGCGGCCCGGCUAAAGAUCCCCAACGAGUUCUCGCUGCGGCUUAGAAACGGAUUUAGGGUACCAACGGACGCAUCCGGGAGGCCAAUGAAAGGGCUGGUAAACUGGGGUGCUGGAAACGAGAUUUGGUGUCAUCAAUCACCGGGCCGUGAUCUUGUUGAUCAGUACAUGAGACGGAAUGGCUGGAUGUCUGACUCGACUACGUAGCCUGCAAGGUCCCAUUUUCCAAGUUGAACUCUUUUUCCUGGCUGGACGUAGAUCCCGGUCGACCG